AUGAGUAAGAAUAUGCGCGAUCUCAUCUCGGCCGAGGCCGAGUUGGAUGACGAGGAGGAUGACGAAUCCUACGGCGAGGAAGCUGUACAAGGGCGCGUGAAACGAAACGGCGCCCAUAUCGAUGACUCGAGUGAGGAGGAGGAAGACGACGAUGAUGAGGAGGAAGCCCGAAAAAUUCGUGAGGGUUUCAUUGUUGAUGAAGAUGAAGAAGAAGAAGAGGAGGAGGAGGAGGAAGAAGAAGAAGAGGGAGAAGGCGAAUUCGAUACAGAAGCACGUCCUGUAAAGAGAAAGCGCGAGCAUCGCGAUCGAGAACAAGAGGAGCGUCUGGACGAAGACGAUUUGGAACUUAUUGGAGAGCAAUUCGGAGAGCGCCCGAAACAAGAGAGUCAGUCCAAGUUCAAGCGACUCAAACGCGGUCACCGUGACGAAGACGACGCGCCUACCGAACGCCGUGGUCUCGACGAGAUAUUCUCUGAUGAAGACGAAUAUGCUGCAGAGCACCGGCCGUACGGACGACCAAACCUUCGUGCGCAAGCAGAUGAGUUCGACGACUUCAUCGAAGAAGACUUUCCCGAAGACGAUGAGGAACGGACCCGACGUUUGGAAGACUUGGAGGUGGCACGACCCCGGGAUCGCGGCGUUGGCGCCGUGGUCGACACUACAGGCCUGGACAAGGAUGCCUUGGAUGACAUGGAGGCGAUAUUCGGCAACGGCGAGGACUACGACUGGGCUCUGCAAAUGGAAGACGACGAAGAGGACCGCGAGCGCGAGGAGCAAGGCAUCGAGCUCAAGGAUGUGUUUGAACCGUCCCAGCUCAAGGAAAAACUGCUCACCGACGAGGAUAACGAAAUCCGGUUCACGGACGAGCCGGAAAGAUUUCAGCUGGAGCGCAAGGCUUUCAAAAACCUGCAACUCACCGCCGAGCAGUUCAAGGAGGAGGCUAAAUGGAUCACCAACCAGCUAUGGCCCAAGAAGGGGUUGGCUCAAGAACUGCAGGCCCCUUUUGGCAAGGCUGUCAGCAAGGUCUUGGAGUUUUUCAUUGUGGACGAGGUCGAAGUCCCGUAUGUUUUUCAACAUCGCAAAGACUAUCUGCUGCACUCCAAGAAGGUCCGCAAGUCGACUCGCGACGACCCCGACGGCCCGGACUAUACCAUUCAAUCAGAUAAACUCCUCAACCAGGACGAUCUGUGGAGGAUUCUGGAACUGGACAUCAAGUUUCGUUCUUUUGUGGACAAGAGAAAUUCCCUGGAGAAAACUUUUGACAACCUAAAAGCCGUCGAGGUGGAGGACGCGAUUGUCGAGGAAAUGAUACCCGAAGCCACGACGAUGGAGGAACUGCAAGAUUUGCAAGACUAUAUUCAGUUUCAGUAUGGUGCCAAGCUGAAGGACCUGGCUUCCAUGUCUGGCAACACGUCACAGAUGAAGCGGCCAGGAUCCAAGUCUUCUCUGCUCGACAGGGUCCGGAAUGGCAAGGCGUGCCAUUUCGUCAAAGCAUACGGCAUCUCGGCCGACCAGCUGGCCAAGAACGCGCUGCGGCAGGGCAAGAAGAUUACACCGGAUGACGACCUGCAAUAUCCCAUGGACCUGGCGGAUAGCUUAAUCGACGACAGCUUCAACACUGGCGACCAAGUCAUCUCUGCUUCUCGACAACUGUACUCGGAAGAGCUGUUUGCGAGUCCUCGCAUGCGCAAGUAUUUCCGGAGCUCAUACUACCAAGCCGCGGAGCUUAGCUGCCGGCGGACUGAAAAGGGCCUCCGCAAGAUUGACGAGUCGCAUCCAUAUUACGAGAUCAAGUAUCUUCAGAACCAGGCCAUUGCCGAUUUAGUUCAUCAACCGGAGCUGUUCCUCAAGAUGAUGCGUGCGGAAGAGGAGGGCCUGGUGGACAUCAAGCUGGGCAUGCCUCCUCGGUACGACUUUCGGCGACAAUUGUACCAGGAGUUCGAGUCGGAGAACUUUAGCGAUCGCGCCGAGCAGUGGCGAGAAGAGCGCAAGAAGGUGCUGGAUCUGGCUUACCCGAAGCUGGAAAAGGUAAUUGUCAAGAACGUCAAGGAGGUCAUUCGGACCUUUUGCCAGGACGAGGUGUUGAAAAUGUGCCGGCAAGAGUUCUACCGCAAGCUGGACCAGGCUCCCUACAAACCCAAGGGCAUGAUUCUCGGCACAACGCCCCGAGUCUUGGCUCUGUCAAACGGCAUGGGCGAUCCCGCCCGGGAGCCGGUCUGCUGGACGUGGGUCGAGGAAGAUGGUCGAGUGCUCGAACAGGGCAAGUUCGACAACCUGUUGCGAGACGAAGCCCAGAGAGAGGGAUUUGCAGAGCUCGUCCGGCGACGCCGACCCGACGUCAUCGCCGUGAGCGGGUGGAGCGCCGAAACGCACAAGCUGGUGCGAGAUCUGGAAGCCUUGGUCAGUGACAAGGAUCUCCGCGGCGCCGAGUUUGACGACGCCGAGACCAACGACUACAGGACAGAGCCUCUCGAGGUGGUCAUUGUGGAUGACGAGGUUGCGCGCCUGUACAAGGACAGCCCUCGCGCCACGGCUGAGCAUCCGUCGCUGAACCCCGUUAGCAGAUACUGCAUCGGCUUGGCCCGCUACAUGCAGAACCCGAUGAAGGAGUACGCCGCCCUGGGCAGGGACAUAUCAUCCAUCUCGUUCCACCCGUGCCAACACCUCUUGCCGCAAGACAAGCUGACGAAGUAUCUCGAGUCCGCCAUGGUCGACACAGUCAACAUGGUGGGUCUGAACAUUAACGAUGCGAUGACCGACGCGUAUACGGCCAACCUACUCCCAUACGUUGCUGGUCUAGGUCCUCGAAAGGCCACGAGCGUCAUCAAGGCCAUCAACGCCAACGGCGGCUCGGUCAACACCAGGGAUGAGCUGGUGGGCGACCCUGACAGCGGGAAGCUUCCCGUCGUCGGGCCCCGCGUCUGGAACAACUGCGCCAGUUUCCUGUACAUUGACUACGACGCCACCAAUCCCUCGUCGGACCCGCUCGACAACACUCGCGUGCACCCCGAGGACUACGAGCUGGGCCGCAAAAUGGCCGCCGACGCCCUGGAGCUGGACGAGGAAGACGUCAAGGCCGAGACCGACGAGAACGGGCCCGGCGCAAUCGUCCGAAAACUCUUCAAGCAAGACGAGCAGGAGCGCGUCAACGAGCUCGUCCUGGACGAGUACGCCGACCAGUUGCUGACCAACUUUAGCCAGCGCAAGCGCGCCACGCUCGAGGCCAUCAGCGCAGAACUGCAGGCUCCCUACGAGGAGCUGCGCCGGAGCUUUGCGCCGUUGAGCCCGUCGGACAUUUUCACCAUGUUCACGGGCGAGACAAAGUCGUCGCUCUGCGAAGGAAUGAUUGUGCCGGUCAACGUGCGCAUGGUGCGGGACAACUUUGCCGUGGCCAAGCUGGACUGCGGCAUCGAAGGCAGGGUCGAGGCGCACGAGGUCACGAGCAGGGCCUCCGUCAAGGACGUGCUGAGCACGGGGCAGACGGUGCAGGCCAAGAUCCUCGAGCUGCAGUACAAGGACUUUAUGGCCAAGCUGUCGAUGAGGGAGGAGGCCCUGCGGAUACCUUUCAAGCGGCCCGUCAACUACGGACGCGACGGCUGGGACUACAGCCUCGAGGCCGCUGACAAGGAGGAGCUUCGCGAGAAGGACCAGACGACGGGCAGGACGCAGCGGGUGGUCAAGCACCCCAACUUCAAGCCCUUCAACUCGAUCCAGGCGGAGGAGUACCUGGGGUCGCAGCCGCCCGGCGAGGUGAUUAUCCGGCCGUCGUCCAAGGGUAACGACCACCUGGCGAUUACGUGGAAGGUGGCCGACAAUGUGUACCAGCACGUCGACGUGCUCGAGAUGCAGAAGGAGACGGAGUUUUCGGUGGGCAAGCUGCUGCGCAUCGGGGGCAAGUACACGUACAGCGACCUGGACGAGUUGAUUGUGGACCACGUCAAGGCCAUGGCGCGCAAGGUGGAGGAGCUGAUGCGCCACGACAAGUACCAGAGCCGGUCGCGAUCCGAAACAGAGAAAUGGCUCACGACGUACAUUGACGCCAACCCGAAUCGGUCGGCCUACGCCUUUUGCAUCGACCAGAAGCACCCGGGAUACUUUUGGCUCUGCUUCAAGGCGAGUCGAGCGGCCCGGGUGAUAGGACUGCCCGUGCGCGCCAUCCCGCAGGGCUACGAGCUAAAGGGGUACCAGUACCCGGACAUGCGUGCUCUCUGCAACGGCUUCAAGCUGCGAUAUCAGAACGAGUUUUCCAAAAUGGGGAGCAGGUGA
Messenger RNA from Ustilaginoidea virens, 4266 nucleotides. RefSeq lists its product as uncharacterized. Gene Ontology annotation, molecular function: DNA binding; histone binding; nucleosome binding. Bases 1 to 4266 code for a protein of 1421 amino acids. NCBI's taxonomy places the organism in Eukaryota, Fungi, Ascomycota, Sordariomycetes, Hypocreales, Clavicipitaceae. Gene Ontology annotation, biological process: positive regulation of transcription elongation by RNA polymerase II; nucleosome organization; transcription elongation by RNA polymerase II. Gene Ontology annotation, cellular component: transcription elongation factor complex. The record is from RefSeq and is a predicted model, not a curated record. The transcript has 4 exons.